Messenger RNA from Cyprinodon tularosa, 3314 nucleotides. RefSeq names its product reticulon 4 receptor-like 1b (gene rtn4rl1b). NCBI's taxonomy places the organism in Eukaryota, Metazoa, Chordata, Actinopteri, Cyprinodontiformes, Cyprinodontidae. Gene Ontology annotation, molecular function: protein binding. Bases 757 to 2109 code for a protein of 450 amino acids. Gene Ontology annotation, cellular component: plasma membrane. The record is from RefSeq and is a predicted model, not a curated record. The transcript has 3 exons.
CAGAGACAUUGGAAGUGAAAGGGAUGGGAUGGAGCAGCACUCUGCAUCGUGGAGGGGCUGACACUGGAUCACUCCUUUCCUUCCCUCCUGAGCGCACAGCGAUCUGCUCCAUAGUUGGAAACCUACGAGCCAUCUUUCCAGAUAAGAUGUCAGAAAUGUAAGAAGAGGCGAGUGCUGGGAAUGUUUUGAGGAGUGUGGUCUCGUUGUGUGGCAUUAGACGCGGAACGUGAACCUAAGUAGUUUAUGAUGAUUGUAGGUUCCUGGGCUGUGAUACGAUUUGGAUGAAUUUAUGGAUCUGCGCAUCUAAAUUUCAGCAUCUGAUUUGUUUUUGGGGGGUAUUUUGGGGUUUCUGGUUACCAAAGCCGAUCUGCAGCCUGUGCGGUCAUUUAGGUCUGGAAGGAGUAUAAUCUGGGCGGAGGGGGUUCUGCUGUGCGUCCUCACACGCUGGACUUCAGGUUUGGACUUGGACGAGCGAUUGAUUGCAGCAGUUCACAGCGACUAUCUACAUUUCCAAGCUUCGAGGGAGAUGUGUCAGACUUUUUAAAAGAAGGGAGCUAAUUGUUGGAUGAAACAAUGACAGUCUGCGACUUCAGCUGAUUCCAGGGGAGCGCACGGAUAUCCAGAGGAGCGACACCUGAUUCCUGCUCGAUCCAAACGGCUCCAAAAGUGAAAGGCGCAAGUUUCAAAGCCUGGAAUAUAAGAAUCCAUGAGACGGAUCAGACACAGGACCAAAUAACGCAGAACUAAACCAGCAAGAUGUUCAAACGGGGCUGUGGGCUGGAGUUCCUGUUGGUUCUUUGCGGCCUAAAGUUUUCCUGGUCCUGCCCCCGUCACUGCAUAUGCUACACGGCACCCAGUACCGUCUCGUGCCAGGCCCACAACUUCCUGUCAGUCCCUGAUGGUAUUCCCACAGACAGUGAACGCAUUUUCCUGCAGAACAACAAAAUCCAUCGCCUGCUACGGGGACACUUCAGUCCAAACACAGUCACACUGUGGAUCUACUCUAACAACAUCACCUAUAUAGAGCCCUCCACCUUCCAUGGGUUUACAUUGCUGGAGGAGCUGGACCUUGGAGACAACCGCCACCUGCGCUCUUUGGCUGAAGACACCUUUCAUGGGCUGAGUCGGCUCAAUGCGCUUCACCUGUACCGCUGUGGUAUCAACUCACUUCCAAACAAUAUCUUCAAAGGCCUUCGAAAUCUUCAGUACCUUUACUUGCAGGAUAAUCACCUAAAAUACCUGCAGGAUGACACAUUUAUGGACCUCCACAACCUGAGCCACCUGUUUCUGCAUGGAAACCGUCUGUGGAGCCUUAACCAGAACACCUUCAGAGGGCUUCGAGCUUUGGACCGUUUGCUUUUGCACAAAAAUCAAAUAGAGUGGGUUGACCGUUUGGCAUUUCAUGACCUGAAACGCCUUACAACCCUAUACUUGUUCAACAACACGCUCAUAGAGUUGUCUGGACAGUGCCUGGACAUGCUUCCUGCAUUGGAAUACUUGCGCCUCAAUGACAACCCCUGGUCAUGUGACUGUAAAGCUCUCUCACUCUGGGAAUGGUUGAAACGUUUCAGAGGUUCUACUUCUUCGGUGGGUUGCCAGGCCCCACUCAAUAUGGUUGGAAAAGACUUGAAGGAACUGCGUAAGGAGGACUUCUCCAGCUGCUCUUCAACAGUAUCUGAGUCCAGAUCUCAGACUAACAAUUUAUCUGGUACCGUCAAUCCAUCUAUGAACCGUGGAGUUGCAGUGGGCUCUGGAGGUCAGACCCACAUUGUGGAUCCCUCUAGGCCGGGGCCACCUAAAAACUGUACAAAGUCUGGUAACAGAGUGAGCAAGAAGAAGGGUGACAAUGAGGUUCACCACUCAAAGGAGGUGAUGUCAGACAAGGAGGAUUCCUCCCCUGAUUUCACAGAGGGGGGGAAACGUGACCACACAUCCCCAGAUGGAACAGUCACACGGAGAAAGCACAAGUGUUCUCAUCGGACCACUGUUCGUCCCCCCAGUGGGGUUCAACAAGCCAACAACAAGGCCUCCUCAUCCAAGACUUCACUACAUAUCCAAAUCUUCUUUUUGGCCUUGAUAGUGACAAAUAUCGACCAUAUUCUCCGCUGACCUUCAUUGGGUUUAUCAAAUCAAACAAACAGAAAAAGCAAAGCACAGCCCUCAGACCUUUCUCUUGCUCCUGCACUACAAGGCCUGUGUCUUUUAUGUAUGUGUGUGAAUGUGAUUAUAUGUGUAAAUGUUGUAGGGAGCUUUAUUGUUCAAACUGAAGAUGACAUAAAAGCAUCCAUCAUCUAUAAGAGGAAGAUUCAGAGCACAAAAAUCUGACAGAAAAUAAUGGAAAUUGAAUGCACACUUAGCUUGCACUGCCAAAGUCAAACAAUGAUUUCUUUACCAUACAUCUUGGUCUCUAAUUUUUUGAUUGCUUCUUUACAAGGCUAGAGUUUCAAAACUAUAAAAAUAAGGCAACUGUAAAAGACAAAAAAAUCAAGGUUAGCUUUGGCUAAAUUACUUUUAAUAGUCUACAGAGCUUUAGCUUUUAGUUGAAUUUUAAAGAAACCAGCAUCAAUGGCGGAUGUGGAAUUAGCCAUUAGUUGAAUUGGAGACUCUUGUUUUUCUUUUUUUUAUGUCUUUCAAUUUUAAUUCCUAAGUCAAAUCUGCUGUUUAACUCAAUAUCAAACUUAAGGAUUUGGAAUAAAAAUCUCUUGACUUUACAUUUUAUUGGCCAUAAAAUGAACAGCCAUUAAACACACAGAGUGUAUAAAGCUUUAGCAGAUAAAACUCUAUUCCGUUGACAUAUUAUUUUUCCAUCUACUCUACCUUCUGCCUGCACAGUUUUUCUGCACAUAAUUCUUUCUUCCAUCUUCAUUAACAUCUCUUUUGUUCAGUGCAACUGAAGAUUAAGCUGCUAAUUAUUUCAAGAUGACGAGGAUUGCCAUUUGCUAUUUUCAUCUGCUUGGAAAUGUUCGUCUCCUGGGGGGGUGGGAAUCAAGCUGUGAAUAUUGAGGUGUCUGUCUAUAUCUUGUAUAAGACGUUGUUCAUUUGAUUUAAUACGACACAAAAAGGACCUAUAGAUACAUCCCUGUUGCAGGGCCAAGAGGAGCCUUAAAGGUCAGAGGUGAACUAUCUCAGUUUCACAGUGUGGUUGUGUUGAACUUCUCCUUCCGCAGUGAGGACAUCCCUUCCUCAUCUUUAAUGAGGAAUGCUUCAUGUUUUUUCUUAGAACACUCAACCUCAAGGUACACAUGUAACAGGACUUAUUAAAAAUGUGGGUAUACCUUAAAAAAAAAACUCUUUGGUCAAAACAAUCAAAAGAA